AUGUUACAAAAUAACAGUAAUUCAGAAUAUUUUGUUGGAAGGGAAUCAAUAGACGAUUUUUCUGAACUCGAUUUGCAGCAUCAGCAACAGUCGCUGCGAUCCACACAGCAUUUAUUACAUGAUGAUGAUGAAGUCAUUUAUAGAACUGAUUCUUUGUCGAAAAAUGCUCCCACUUGGAGACAGCUAGUACCUCGCCUAGUCAUUUUUGUUGCCAUUGGUGUGUUAUCACUCGUAUUCUCGAUCUCAUUAGCGCAUGUCGUCUUGGAUAUCGGAUUGCCCCGCACAUUAGAAGAUGUUCAACAAACAGCACUUCAGUUGGAAGAACUCAUCAAGAACAGUUGGACUGGAUAUGGUUCUGUUACAUUUGUAUUUGCAGUCUUGUAUUUAUGGCAACAAGCUUUCAGCAUCCCAGGCUCUGUAUUGUUAAACCUGUUGGCAGGUUAUCUCUAUGGUAUAACGAUGGGCACCGUUUGGACAAGUUUAUUAACUGCUGGUGGUGCUACUUUGGCCUACGGUUUAGCCAUCUUGGUGGGUGAACCAUUAAUUCGAGUCCCUUGGUUUGCCCGUAAAGCCGAGCCUUUAAAUCGUCAACUUGAACAAGAGAGACAAACUGGUGGUCUAUUCUGGUGGUUGCUCUUUGCUAGAUUGUUCCCAUUUUCGCCUUACUGGUUCAUCAACUUGGUGUCUCCUUUGCUUGACAUUCCUGUAUCUCCAUUCUUUUGGUCCACCUUUUUUGGCUCAAUGCCGUACAACUUUAUCUGUGCCCAAGCCGGUGAUGUCUUGGGUGAUUUAACCUCUACUUCUGACAUCGUUUCAGUGUCAUUGGUGUUGAAACUCUUGAUUGUAUCUUUCAUUUCUCUCGUGCCAGUCAUCUGGGGUAAGGCUAUCCAACAAUGGACUAGACAAAUCAUGGGCCUACCUCCCGUAUUAGAUGUGGAUUUGGAGAAGUCGCUCAAUAACGAUGACGUUGAAUUGACAAUCAAUGGCUAUUCCAGAUUACCAAACAACACUAUUAAUGCUGUUUAA
Messenger RNA from Mucor velutinosus, 1026 nucleotides. RefSeq lists its product as uncharacterized. The record is from RefSeq and is a predicted model, not a curated record. The transcript has a single exon. The coding region runs from base 1 to 1026 and encodes 341 amino acids. Lineage: Eukaryota; Fungi; Mucoromycota; Mucoromycetes; Mucorales; Mucoraceae.